This is a messenger RNA of Fraxinus pennsylvanica, 750 nucleotides long. NCBI's taxonomy places the organism in Eukaryota, Viridiplantae, Streptophyta, Magnoliopsida, Lamiales, Oleaceae. The record is from the annotation of a GenBank genome assembly.
AUGGCAGCGGCAGCGGAGAGAAGAAUUUCAAGAUGGUCCCUUUCCGGCAUGACCGCUCUUGUUACUGGCGGCACUCGUGGAAUUGGGCAAGCGACUGUGGAAGAACUUGCUGAAAUGGGUGCUACUGUGCUCACAUGUUCAAGAAACGAAGUGGAGCUUAAUCAACGUUUGCAAGAAUGGAAUUCAAAGGGAUUUAAAGUGAGUGGUUCUGUGUGUGAUGUUUCUUCUAGAGAACAAAGAACAGAGCUCAUGGAAAAGGUCUCCUCAAUUUUCAAUGGCAAGCUCAACAUUCUUGUAAAUAAUGUUGGGACGAACAUCAGGAAGCCAACUGUUGAUUAUUCUGCUGAGGAAUAUUCUAAUCUGAUGGCUACAAACUUAGAGUCUUCUUACCAUCUUUGCCAACUUGCUUAUUAUCUUCUUAAAGCUUCCGGCAAUGGAAGGGUUGUGUUCAUUUCCUCUGUCGCUGGUGCAAUGAAUCAACUUACAAAGAAUUUGGCUUGUGAAUGGGCAAAAGACGGCAUUCGUGUCAAUUGCGUUGCACCGUGGUAUAUCAGAACCUCUCUUGUGGAACAUUUGCUUGAAAACAAAGAGUUUUUGGAUAAGGUUAUCUCUCGAACUCCCCUUGGACGCCCUGGAGAACCCCACGAAGUCUCAUCCUUGGUAGGUUUCCUUUGUCUCCCAACUGCAUCGUACAUUACUGGUCAGGUUAUUGCUGUUGAUGGAGGAAUGACCGUAAACGGGUUUCCCUAG